GCUCAAGUUUCUUAUAACUUUCAUACUUUUAAUCUCUUCUUCCAUUCUUCGCUUUCAUUUUUGUAUUUUUUCUUUUCGCCGCAGAACCAGUGCACUAUACUCCCCUACCUACCCUCUGCUCUAUUAUUCUAUCAAAUUUUCAGCUCUUCCUGGCAUAAUUCCAUAUUGAACGGAAAAAAUUACUUUCAUUAGUAGUUCAUUUUUAGGAUUAUUAAAUUGGAACCUGCAAUUGACCAUGGAUUCGGGUCCCGGUCACGUUCGCAAAGGUUCUACCUCGACAGUCAGCACUGAGGGAGGAGAUGGAGCUUCUUUGAAAUCUUCUAGGGAUAAUAAGAAAGGAUUUAUCGUGAAUAGCAGAAUAAAAAGAGGUGGUGGACACCUUCGACUUGGACGACCUGGAAAAAUAGCCGCCGCAAAUACUCGUCCUAAUGUUUUAACAAGGACUUCCUCCCAUAAUCCUAAUUACGAUCGUCAUCACCAUACGCAUGCCGCUAUACCGAGACAAAGAUCACUUAAUGACCUUAAUGACUUGCAUGGGUCGAGGGUGGUCGCAGCGAGGACUGGCUUAAUUCCAUUGACUCAAAGGAAGCCUAAACUUGUUUGGGAAGAAGUUACGAAUGAUAAUGACUCUACAGCUGGAAAUAUUGACACCGAAAGCAUUCGCACUGAUCCACCCAAACCAGAAUCUCAUAAUCCCCCUCCAUCCGAUUCUGCGCAGUUGAAACAAGAACAACCAUACAAACUGCAUGAACAAAAACCUUCUUUUUAUCCAGAAGCAAAACGAGCAUACAGUGAGAGUUCUUACGAAGUCGAACAUCAAAACUUUCCUUCGGUAGCUAUUUCACCUUCGCAAGCUGCCACAGGUGAAUCGUCUAUCAAAGAGGAAACGAUUCAUCCAAAUGCUAUCUCCAAUUUACCUCCUUCAGAUCAGCAUGCAGUCAUUCCUGACUUUUCUGAUCGUCCCCUUGCACCCACAGAGAUGUAUCCACGGUACCCACUUGCUGCUCCGAAAACUCCUAGUACAACACAAUCAAGUCCUGUUCAUAAAGAAGCUUUACUACCAAAGUCUUCAAUUGAGCAUGGACCCCUUACUUCUAAUUAUCAAGCCGCAUUUCACAAUCAAGGUCAGGAACCGGUCCCCCCUAAGACACUUAUUAAUACUGAUCCUUCGAAAACCGUCGAUUUAGACGCACAAAGUGUCACUACUUCUCUUCCAGGAGAUAUACUUACGAACCGCAAAUUUUCUUCAAAUGUCACCAAAUCACCAGCUCAAUUGUACGACAUAGGUGCUUCAACUAGUCGAACACAACAGAAGCUUUUAAUUCAGCGAGCUUCUUCCCGAUUUGAUACCGUGGAAGAUGAUGCCAAUACAAAUCCCGCCAAACGCUAUAUACAUCCUCAAGCAAAGCAAAUUACAGACUCAGUGCGAACAAAUUUCCGCAAUGUUAGAAGGAACCGCGAAAUAGUAUAUGAAUUUUUGAUUAAACUUCGUCCUUUUGUAAUUUCUUCAGAAAUUGAAGAUUUCUCUUCGUCUUCCAACCCCUUUACCUCAAGUCCGCAUGCUCCGAGUUCUUCAACCCCGGGUCUUUACUCGGAAAAUGCGGUUGGCUUUUCUUCGACAUCUCACUCUGUAAAUCCUACCGAGAUACUUCAUCCCUCUCAGCCGUCGUAUCCUUUAGCUAAUACACAUAGAAAAUCCAUUCACGUUCCCAAAGUUCGAAAAGGAGAGGAACCAGAAACAGUGGAGAAUAAAAUUUUGGAAUUAUGGAAAUAAAAGUCACUCCUUCAUAUCUUCUCUUUGUUAUAAUUCGACUCGGUCCUAACUAUUUCUCUCAUACUGAAAAAUUUUGGCUAAAAGUAUCUUGUGUGUACUUAUUUAUUUUUAAUUUAGUUAAAAAUUAUUUAAUAAUUUAAUAAUAACUUAUCUUUUCUUUUCUUUUCUUUUCUUUACCUA
Molecule: messenger RNA, 1954 nt
Organism: Schizosaccharomyces cryophilus OY26
Lineage: Eukaryota; Fungi; Ascomycota; Schizosaccharomycetes; Schizosaccharomycetales; Schizosaccharomycetaceae
Product: TORC1 subunit Tco89
Exons: 2
Coding region: 236-1774 (512 amino acids)
Biological process (GO): TOR signaling
Cellular component (GO): TORC1 complex
Source: RefSeq, a predicted model, not a curated record